Molecule: messenger RNA, 1056 nt
Organism: Caenorhabditis remanei
Lineage: Eukaryota; Metazoa; Nematoda; Chromadorea; Rhabditida; Rhabditidae
Exons: 3
Coding region: 1-1056 (351 amino acids)
Biological process (GO): embryo development
Source: RefSeq, a predicted model, not a curated record
AUGAGAAACCAGAUCAAAUCGACAUUUCGGGCAAAGUCAAAGGGAUUGAGUAUGGUGUUAGAUUCAUUGAGAGAAGAAGGAUAUAUCUAUUUCGAAGGAUUGUUCGAUCAUUUUAAAGUAAUCACUUGGAUCGUUGAGAAUCCUGAAACAACUCCACGGGAAUCUAGUGUUGUUUUUUUGAAGUUGGAUACCGAUAUGGUUUCGUGUGGAUUGAGUUUCGAUACGGACACAGGCCAUCCAACUUUUGGCUUUGAUGAAGAUAAUUGGAAAUCUGCACCCAUUUUGAUGUACAACUACAUUUCUGACCUGUUCCACACAUCUUCUGAUAUUCAGUUUAUUACGAAUACGCGGAGUUUCGAAGACUUGCCAAAUAUCAAAGUUUUCAAGAAUUUCUACCACGAAGGUCUCAGAUUAGCUGGCUCGAAAUUGGAUGCAUUUUUUGAAACUCAUGAAAUUACGAAUUGUGCAGUGAUUCUCCCAUAUAUUAAAACUGAUGAUCUAUUUUCUAGGGGAUCAAUUAAGAGGAGAUCCAGUUUACUGAAAGUUAAACAUUUGCUGGUGUACAAAGCGAAUUUUUUAGUGAUAAAUAAUAUACUGAGUUUUCGCGGAAGUCAUGCCGUUUUCUUGGAAUCAUAUAUGAAAAACAACGAUAUCAAAAAAUUUUUGAAGCUCUGGAUGGCUGGCCGUUUUCGGAGACUCGACUAUCUUCUUAUCACCAAGCUUUACACUCCAUUCGACCCAGAAAAUAUUUUGUUUGAAUUCAAUACGAUGCCAUUCGACGAAUCAAGGAGAUCAGCUAUGUACAUAAAUAAAUCAACAAUGAUCGACUUUAUUCCUGCUAAUUGUAAGCAGCCAGACUGGUCAAAAGGAGUUGAUAUCGAAAGAGAAACAGAUUCCAUGUUGGCUACAAUUGUUCUGGAAAGAAAUCAAUUUCGUUUCUGUGUUUGGAAAGAUCGUUUUCCAAAACAGAUCCCCACAACUCCUGAUUACCACGGAAUUCCAAAAUGCUUACGCGAGGGGAAGUUUGUCCCAUACAGAAGUACCCAUCUCGUAUAG